Messenger RNA from Fusarium oxysporum Fo47, 2126 nucleotides. RefSeq names its product CrcB-like protein-domain-containing protein. Bases 286 to 1740 code for a protein of 484 amino acids. Gene Ontology annotation, molecular function: fluoride transmembrane transporter activity. The record is from RefSeq and is a predicted model, not a curated record. The transcript has a single exon. Gene Ontology annotation, biological process: fluoride transmembrane transport. Gene Ontology annotation, cellular component: membrane. NCBI's taxonomy places the organism in Eukaryota, Fungi, Ascomycota, Sordariomycetes, Hypocreales, Nectriaceae.
AAAAGACUCCACAGCAAACGCCUCCACAAUAUGAAAUCAAAACGCCAGUCAUCCUUUGUGGCAGAGCUCGGGAUGUUUCUUUCCUUUAAUGCCGUCAUAUCCGACGAAUCUAGCCACAAACUAUGCCAUCAAACCUUAGACAUCGUAAUUUAACAACAGCAAGAGCUUCUUCCGUUCAAAUAAAAUGCCUUGUUACCACAAACUGCGUCGGCAUAGCACGUUGCGAUCUCUGACUUGAAGUGACCGACUCUUUGAAUACCUCAACGAUAACGCGACAAUCAAACCAUGGCUGGCGAAUCGGCCGCUCAAAAUCGACAAUCGAGUUCUGGGGCGUACAAUGCGCCAAACGACUAUGCUGAGCUCGGCGACAUAACUCAGCAACCGAUUCAAAGGGAGACCCCUGGCGAAACCACCAAAACAACAGCUCAAUCGGCAAGGUGGGCAGAGCGAUACGAUUCCGGUACAUACGACGUUCCACAAGACUACAGCAACCUCGAUGAGGCAGAAUCUAUUCCUCCGCUACAAGAGCUCUCGCCAUGUCCUACCCAAGGCCAACCGCGAGGACACGCCAACUUUGUCCGCUCUGAUACCGCCGUCGAACCAGAGCCUAUAGCACAAGAGGCAGCGCAGAAGAAGACGUCGGAAUUGCUCACAAGCCUUUACACGCAUUCGUAUCUCGUGCUAUUCGCGAUCCUUGGAGUAUUAGCGCGUCUGGGCUUGACUGCGUUGACGCGCUAUAGCGGCACUCCCGUUAUCUUCAACACGAUAUGGGCCAAUUUUAGUGGAAGUGUUGUUAUGGGAUUUCUGGCGGAGGAUCGCAAACUCUUCCGCAACGAGUGGGGAACUCCGACCUACGACGAAGUCAUCAAGCGGGCCAAACAAAAGCAAAAAGAUGAAGCCAAUGGAUCUGGUUCAAGUCAGCAGAUGGAUGUAGAUCUGGACGCAGCGAAGCGAGCGCAUCUUGCGACCAAGAAGACGAUUCCCUUGUACAUCGGACUGGCAACGGGCUUUUGCGGGAGUUUCACGACCUUUUCGAGUUUCAUCAAGGAUGUAUUCUUGGCCUUGUCUAAUGAGCUGAAGACGCCUGGGUGGUCAGAGUCGCCGACGAGUCGCAAUGGGGGCUAUUCCUUCAUGGCGAUGCUGGCCGUCAUCAUCACCACUGUGUCGUUAUCACUUUCUGGCUUAUUCCUAGGCGCCCACCUGGCUAUUGGCCUCGAGCGCGUUACGCCAUCGAUUCCCUUCUCGUUGAGUCGACGGGUGCUUGAUCCCUUGGGUGUGCUUCUUGGCUGGGGCUGCUGGCUUGGUGCAGUACUCCUCGCCAUAUUCCCACCACAUAAUGCCUGGCGUGGUCAAGCCCUCUUCGCGCUGGUCUUUGGACCAUUGGGUUGUCUACUACGCUUCUACCUGUCUCUGUACCUCAACGGAAAGAUGAAAACAUUUCCUCUCGGAACAUUCACUGCCAAUGUAUUUGGCACUGUGAUCCUAGGCAUGUCGUGGGAUCUCGCACACGUGCCGGUUGGUGGAGUCAUCGGUUGCCAGGUGCUGGAGGGCAUGGAAGAUGGUUUCUGUGGAUGUUUGACGACCAUUUCAACGUGGGUUGCUGAACUUAGCACUCUGAGGCGACGAAGUGCAUGGAUUUAUGGCACGGCCAGCGUUGCGACGGCUUUAGUAUUGAUGAUCGCUGUCAUGGGCGGAUUACGAUGGAGCGAUGGGUAUAGCAAAUUGCUAUGCACAGUAUAGAGACGAAUACACCUGGCUAAAGAUGCAGUUGGCCAUUCCUUUAGAAACACGGGUUAGAGAGGCGGGCAUCUCCUAUGCGGAAGAAGCCAAAAAAUACCGCUUUACCAAGAAGAAAGCCGAGUGCUGAUAGUCUUAGGAUUCCAUAUGACAAUUCCUUCAUGGUAGUGAUCUUGUACGGCCAUGAUGAUGUGGGGGAUGAUGAAGGCAACUCUGACAACAAUUCUUAGAGUACAACAACCCUUGCAGCCUCGCCGACGACAACAAGUUCCUUGAUGGUCUUAUUCGCGACAUUGAAGUUGCUGUCAAUGCCCUCGGGAGGUAAUGAAACUUCUGACAGUAAAACAGUGUGCUAAAAUUAUCUGGUCUAAAGAUCUACUACAAUACAC